CCAACGCAAAUCAAUAAUAAUCGCAAACUACUGAAUGAUAAAUCCGAUCACAGUAACACACGUCACGUGACUGGUCCACCGCGCAGCUCGCGUCGAGCUUGUCCCCGGGCGCAAACAAAAGCUUCAUCCAGCCUGUGUCUCUGGCGGCACUGCAUCCCAAUUCCCAUCCCGUCUCCUCCGUACCACCUCCUCCAUCCCCUCCUCAGUCUCCUCGACCAUCCAGACCUGUUCAGGACUCUCCCAUCCUUCUGCUGCGUCUCCUCUUCCGACCUCCUAUUCCUUUUCACGAAUCAAAUAUCCCCCUCUCCUCUUUUCCUCGUCUCUCGAUCCCUCUUUUGUUGGUUUGAAUCGUCAUCGCGUGGAUCUUACCACCUUCCCGCGCGGAGAUGGCCCCCAGGAAGCGCAAGUCCGAAAGCGAGAUGGUCGCGGAUGAGUUGACUAAGAGAGCGCGUAAUGACACGCCUGAAUCAGGCGGCAACGAUGGACCCCAGGAUGCUACUCCAGCCGUCACUGGAGAGAAGAGAAAAAGGGGACGUCCUCGAAAAGACGCUUCUGCCAUCCAAACUCCCGCAAAAUCACCAAAGGAAUCCCAAAGGCCCCGAGGAAGACCUCGCAAACAUCCAGUGGAGAAUGGUGUCGAUGAGUCGCAAACAGCAAAGACAGACUCUCCCAGCACCAAGGCUGACGGUGCCGAUGAGGACGAGGACCGCUCGUACUGGCUGAUGAAGGCAGAGCCUGAGUCACGCUUGGAAAAGGGUGUCGACGUCAAGUUUUCUAUUGAUGACUUGCAAGCGGCUGAGGUCCCAGAGCCGUGGGAUGGUGUACGAAAUCUCGCUGCAAGGAAUCACAUUCGGGCGAUGAAAAAAGGCGACCAGGCCUUCUUUUAUCACUCGAACUGCAAAGUUCCUGGGGUUGUGGGGGUUAUGGAGAUUGUCCAGGAGCAUACCCCUGAUGAAUCCGCCUUUGACCCUGCUCAUCCAUACUAUGACGAAAAGUCCAAUCGGGACGACCCCAAGUGGAGCGUAGUUCAUGUUGAGUUCCGACGCAAGUUCGAUAACAUGGUCACAUUAAAUGACCUCAAGUCCCAUGCGUAUGUGGGUGGGCCUCUCGAAGAUCUCCAAACACUGAAGCAAACACGUCUCAGUGUUUCCCCGGUGAAUUCGGUACAGUGGAAGUUCAUCAUGGGAUUAGCAGAAGGGAAAUCAGAAGAGUCCUCAAAAGAGGCCAGCUCUUCGGAAGAGGGAGCCGAAAGCAGCGAGUAGAGGAGUCGAGGAUCGACAGCAACUUGCAAGAUAUCAUGGACUGCUGUCGAAAAGUGUUGAGCAUUGGUAUACAUUUUUUUCUCUUUUGUACAAUGAAUGGGCCUCCUUUCUUCUCUUCAAGCC
Messenger RNA from Aspergillus wentii DTO 134E9, 1385 nucleotides. Its product is annotated as EVE domain-containing protein. The transcript has 7 exons. Bases 387 to 1262 code for a protein of 291 amino acids. Gene Ontology annotation, cellular component: nucleus. Lineage: Eukaryota; Fungi; Ascomycota; Eurotiomycetes; Eurotiales; Aspergillaceae. Gene Ontology annotation, molecular function: DNA binding. The record is from RefSeq and is a predicted model, not a curated record.